Molecule: messenger RNA, 5520 nt
Organism: Schistocerca gregaria
Lineage: Eukaryota; Metazoa; Arthropoda; Insecta; Orthoptera; Acrididae
Product: two pore channel protein 1-like
Exons: 13
Coding region: 134-2581 (815 amino acids)
Biological process (GO): transmembrane transport; monoatomic ion transport
Cellular component (GO): lysosomal membrane; endosome membrane
Molecular function (GO): voltage-gated channel activity; monoatomic ion channel activity
Source: RefSeq, a predicted model, not a curated record
AUCAGUUACGGAUUACACUAUUAACUAAACAACUUUACAACAGCAUAAAGAUUUAAUCAAUUACAAUUAUGGUACGAAAAGCGUUUUCGCUCGGAUAGGUUAGUGACAUGCAACACCGCUCUUACCACUAUAAAUGGCUUCCGGUAAGGGUGUGAGUUCAACAGCUGAUGGAUAUACAAAAUUUGACAAUGACAACGAAAAUGUUCGGGAUACGUACUCGACAGAAAACAUCAAAAAUGGAUUUUCCCAAGCAAUUGAAGAUUUUCCCAACGAGAUAGGAAGCACAUCAAGCCUAAAUAGGGACGUCUCAGAAAGCUCUGUUGAGAUAAGCAACCGAUCAGUUGAAUCAGCAUUAGGUGUAGAACACCACUGGGAAAUGAAUUUCCACGAAGCUGCAAUAUUUUUGGAGGAAGGUGAAAAUAAUGAAAAAUUUGAUUCUCAUCCAUGUAAUCCCGAAGCUUUACCAGCAUAUCUUUUAGUUCACAACCGAUGGUAUUACGGACUUGAUAUGAUAAUGUCUCUAGUACUAUUAGCUCUUGCAUUUGUUGAAGAGCCAGCGGCAUCAGUAUUUAGGCUUCCAGUUGGAGUUCAUGGAUCUAUUGAGUUACUUGCUUUAAUAAUUAUUGGAGUGGAGCUCCUGCUGAAACUCCGGUGGAUUGGAUGGAGAACAAUACUUAAACACAAAAGAACCAUGAUAAAGUGUGUGACUUUGGGCAUCAUGUUUGUUGAAGCAGUAACAGUACUUGUACGCCAGUCAUCACAUUUUCGAGUCACGCGUGCCCUACGACCAAUCUUUCUUGUUGAUACUCGUCACUGCGGUGGUGUACGUCGAUUCAUACGUCAAAUCCUGCAGUCAUUGCCGCCAAUCCUUGAUAUGCUUGGCUUACUAUUGUUCUUUGUGACAACAUAUGCACUGCUUGGAUAUUUCUUGUUUUCUGAUGAUCCUCGUGAUCAACACUUUUCAACAUUGCAGGACAGUUUUGUUAGCAUGUUUGUCCUUCUGACAACAGCCAAUUUUCCAGAUGUGAUGAUGCCAGCAUACUCCAGAUCCAUGAUGUUCUGCAUUUUCUUCAUCUCAUACCUAUGCAUAGUGCUCUAUGUGUUGAUGAAUUUGAUGCUUGCUGUGGUUUACGAAACAUUUACUCGUGUUGAACGGGAGAAGUUCCGCAAGUUGCUGUUACACAAGCGCAAGGCUUGCCAGCAUGCAUUCCGCCUGCUGGUCGCUAAGCAGAACCCUCAUCGCAUGAGAUUCAGACAAUUUGAGGGACUCAUGCGCUACUACGCUCCCAAAAAGACGGUUCGAGAUGUAGUUCUCAUGUUUAAGUACCUGAACUCCUCAGGGAGUGGCACACUGUCUUUAGAAGAGUUCUACUCAGUGUAUGAUGCUGUUCUAUUGUGUUGGGAGCCACAAUUUUCACAGGCUCCUUGGUUUCACACAAGCUGGGCGCCUUUACAGAACUUAUGUCAACUCAUACACGACUUAGUUCUGUGGAAAUAUUUUGAACAUAUUAUCUAUGGCUUGAUUAUUUGUAACGGUAUUUCCAUGGCAAUACGUAUUACUGAGCUAACUACUGAUCUGGAAGAAUCAGCAUGUGCCUUUGCUGCUUCCUGGGAUACGAUACUGUUUGUAAGCCUGGGAUUAAUAGAGGCGCUGUUAAAGAUCCUGGGGCUAGGUGUAUCCCAAUAUUUCAGCUCUGGAUGGAAUUCAUUUGAUUUUUCUGUUACUCUGGCUACACUAUGCGCAGUUACACUUCUGACCAUGUUCCCUUGGAUGGUAGUUUUGACUUUCAUCCGCCCAUUACGACUGCUGCGACUUUUUAAACUGAAGAAACGUUAUCGUGACGUUUUUGGCACGCUCGUACUUCUAACGCCGCUGAUGUGUUCUACUGCCAUAGUCAUGCUUGUCCUGUAUUACUUCUUUGCCAUAAUUGGAAUGGAGCUCUUCGCUGGAUAUGAUAUGCGGAAUUGCUGUGUGAAUACUACAGUGGAAGACUUCUACAAGUACAGUGUCAAUGGAAGCACUGCACUGGGGUACUAUUACCUCAACACCUUUGAAAACCUGAUGAAAAGUUCAGUCACUCUUUUUGAGUUGACUGUGGUUAAUAAUUGGUUUAUUUUAAUGAAUGGAUAUGCAUCAGUUGCAUCGCCAUGGAGCCGCAUCUACUUCAUGCUGUUUUACCUGUCAACAAUGAUUGUCCUCACAAUAGUUGUGGCAUCUGUUCUCGAAGCAUUCCGUUUCCGUAUACAGUACAAGCGACAAACAACAAAACGUGAAGAGGAGAAAAUGCUACAUGAAGAGGUCGAUGUGAAGUGGGAAGAACUUCAGAUGUGGGUUCAAGAUUUCCAGCUACUAGAAAAGUUGCGUGCAGAUCUAGUCGUAGAUGGAACAGCAACUUACAUAGGAUGUCGUCCCCGUAACCGGGAAGUUUUGCAACGCCGAAUGUACCGUGCAGAAAUUGAAGAUUGGAUGCAUGAAGCUGAAAUGGUAGAACAGGCCCCAACUCCAGUGGAUGGCCGAAGUAAUGAUCAUGCUGAAGUUGUCAUGGGAGGCUAUCAGCAGAACGUGUCAAUCAACUCCUAAGUUAUGGAGAAAAUAUUUAUAUUGUGUUUCAUAAGGCUAUUUUUUAUGUAUCUAUCAUUUCAGUAUUUAAACACUAUCUGAAACAGAAGUAUUGUGUCAACUGUCAAAAUAUAAAUAACUAGAACAGAGCUCUGCUCCUACUGUUCCAACAGUGACAGUUGGUAACAUCUAUCCCUCUAGCUCACAUAGUGUUUCUUUAAUUUUUAACUAUAACAAACAGUAUUUUUGUGGCUUUUAGUUCCUCUGUAGCUUUUGUGUGUAAUCUUUUGUUAUAAGCUAUGCAUUCCUGUUAUUGUCAAAAUAGUAGCAGUGGUCAAUAUUCGGAAGUGUUUAUUAUUUUAUUUGUGACUGGUGGCCCCAAAAAAUGAAGUCACAGAAAACUUUUAUGUAACUCAGUAAAAUAUGAAAAUGACAUAGACUGAAAACUGUAAAGCUAGAUUGAAAACUGUAAAGCUCGCUCGUUAGUAAGACUAAACGAUAGCUGUACCAACACAUAGACUAAUAGACAAUGCAAAAUCCUACAAACAUUUCAGUAAAAGGCAAAAUAAAUUACUAAGAAACGUAAAUAAAAAAUAUUAAGAAGAUAAGAAAGAUCUGUAUAAAUGUGUUAGAGGAAUGUUAAGUUUUGUGGAAACAUUUUUGAAAGUACAUGUUGAAUUAAUGCACAGUAACACAGAUUUUCCUGUGAUGAGCAGUGAGUUGAAUAUGUCUUUUUGGAUAAUUUAGUAGAAAGACUUGCUGGUCUGAAAUGCAAGAUUCCCCUGGGACAAGCAGAUUAUAUGCCUUUAUCUGAUAAUUGUUUUAUUAUGUUGAUAAUGUUUAAAUGGUUUCCCUGAUGGUUUUAAUAAUUAUAUUUUGAUGCUUAUUAAUGUCAAAGCUUUAAUACUCUAUUUUCAUAGAAAUGAUACCAAAUGCUCAUAUUUAAAAUAUUUAUAAUUAUAAACUUAAAUUUGUUUCUUUUCAUUAAGUAUUAAAUACUUUGAAUGAGAUUAUUAUUGUAUAGGAAAGGUGUAUGUCAAGUUUUCUAAGACAGAACAUAUGAAAUAUUGCUGUCAAAACAGAAUUGCUUGUGGUAACACAACAUAUCUUCUUGAUUAAAUAUUAUUUCCUCUUUUUCCCAAUUUUUAAAUGAGCUCAAAUUUUCCUAUUUUUUAAAAUGAGCUCAAAUAAUUAUUUAAAUGGAGCAUUCACUCCUGAUAGUUCCAAUUAUUUCCCUUGUCCUCUCCAAACAAAAUAAAAAUUUUUAACUUGUUUCUUCCAUUGCACUUCUAUUAACUGUUCUUGCAUCCAAAGAUGAGUAACAUCCCCCUGUAACUGUCAUAUCAAUGUGCAGUUUUAUGGUAAACCUAUUUUAUAUUUUUAUUGUCAAUGCCAGUUUCAAAAAUUCCAUUGGGGGGAGGGUGGGGACAAACUGUCCUUUAAAAUUGGGUACUGUCAUUUAUAUUUUUCUCACAAUCAUUGUUCUGUCAUUUAUUUUCACAUUAUUGUCAGACUGCUUCCUGUUGGCAGCUGGAAGUGUCACAGAAGUAAAUAGUAGGUUAUUUUUAAUCUGAAUUUGUAUUCUUGUGCUACAAAUAUACUUACAUUUUUUGUAUUUAAUCGUUAAUCUGCUUCCUGCUGGCAGCUAGCAUUGUUACUGAAUGUUAUUUUAUUAAGAAUUUAUUGUUCUUAUGUUACAAAUAUUGUGUUUUUCAUACAUAUAUUAUGCACAGUUUUAUAAUACUGUAUAAUACUCUUAGUUACCAUUGUCAUAUUGUGAUAUAGUGGCUAUCAAAUCAAUAUUUAUUUAAUUACAUGUUUUAGAGAAAUUUUUGUUAUGGGACUUAAUAAUUAUAACAUUUUUGUUGAUGAGGGACUAAUAUUAGCUCCAAACUUUUAAAUAAUAAUUAAAUUUUAUAUAAACCUUAAUAUUUUUGUGUGCAUUAAUAGCAAUAUUUUUUGUGAUAGUAACAGAAAACUGUUCAUAUGUAAUGAGCACCUUAACUGGCUGUGUCGCUUAUUUGUAUGUGCAAGUUACGUCUUCUGAAAAUCUUUUAACAUUCCAGUUUCUAAAAUGAAUAUAGUGUUAACUGAUCAUCUCUUAUGUCUUUAGCCUUAUAUGUUCAAGUGUUAAUCUGAAAUGGAUAAACAUUUUUUUAUUAUUUUAGAGACUGUCCUAAUGCAAUAAUUUUGCUAAUAUUGAUACUAGAUCUCUCUUAGUUAUAGCUUGGUGGACUGUUUGGUCUGAAAACUGUAAUGGCCUCCAGUUGCGAGUAUACUUUGCACUCGCUUAUAAGUUUCAUUAUUUGCACCUUUGUUUAGCUUGUUCAAAGUACCAUGUCAGACAGUAUUAUGACAGUUAUCUCUAGAACAUUAUAUGAAUUAAGAGACAUGUAUGUCUCAUUUCUAUUUUGAACAGCUAUUAUGAGCUUCAACUGUGUAAAGAAAUACAGAUAUUAGCAUCAUUGUGACGGGACUGUAUAGCAGCAAUAUUAUAACUGGCUUUAGGGAUACAUCUAAAAAAUUCUGGGUAAAAGUGAGUGUGUGUGUGUGUGUGUGUGUGUGUGUGUGUGUGUGUGUGUGUGUGUGUGUGUGUGUGUGUGUGUGCGUGCGUGCGUGUGUGGAACACACAUGCACAUUUGUUUGUAGGGAGUCAGAGACAGCUAUUUGCAUAUUUACAAAUUUCAUAGCAUAACUUGAAGCAAUUUAUUUCAGCUAAAUACUAUGAGGAAGACUUGUAACAAUUAUACAUGGUGCUGACAUAUCUGGAUUUAUUCACUAUAAUAAGAUUUACUGUUAUUUUCAUGGUAUUAGACUGAUUAAGAAAUUGAUAAACUUAACUGAAAAAAAUAAAUAUUUCUGCAUAAAUGUGUGAUUUUUUAUGUAAUGUAUUAAUCAUUGAUCUCUACUCUCAGUCAGCAGCCUUGACCAACAAGAAUAAAUUUUUCUCCUUUUUGUAA